AUGAAUUCUAACAAAAAUACCAGCAAAAGAAAGACGUUGAUGCCUCGGAAUGAUAAUAAACAAUUAGUAAACCAACAAGAUAAAACUAAAACCUAUUCACUAAAAACGCUUAAUAAAGUCGAUUCUGUUGAAAUUAUUGAAAACAUUUAUAAUUAUAUUUCGAAUACUGACUUAAUUAAUGAAGUAAAACAAAGUUCAACCACAAACAAUACAAAAACAAUUGUUAAACAAGACUGCCCUAAACGAAUUCUGGGAUUAAAAGAACAAUACCAAAACCCAGAAUUGUCAAAAAUGAGCAGCAUAAACUCAAGAUACCAACUAAAUUUUAAAAACUAUAUUCAAGAACUCCAUAAAGCAUUAAUGAAAGAAUGCAAUAAUAAUUUAUUAGAUUAUGUCAAUACAUUAAACACAACAUUAGACAGCGAAUCUAUGACGAGUUUCACUAAUCAAACGUUGCAAGCUGUAAAGGAUCAAAAAAUAUUUUCUGUAUUAGGUUAUUUCCCAAAAAUUACUCUGGAGCUGAAGAACCGUGGUUGGGUGGAAAAACGAGACCCGUGUAAACCGCCGAUAAAUUAUUCGUAUUUUGUAAAAUCAUCACCAUACAUGGUUAAUUGGAUGGAAUCUCCUCCGAUACUAUCGUCAAUUGAUCAAAAUGAAGCUGUCAUGGAACGCCGGAAAAAUGUGCAAUCGUGGAGUAUUCUUAAAGAUAAAAGAUCGGAUUUUAUUUUCGUCACUAAAAAAAGAUUGAUUCAUUGGUCCACUUUAAGUGAAUUGACUUCUGUCAGUCAGAUGACGAGACACGUGUUUUGCACCAAAAAUGGUUUGGCAAAAUCUUUGGAAUCUUACAAAAAUUCUGAGACAAAUUUGAUGUUUCCAAGAUGUCAUUUUAUUCGAUCCGAAGAAGACAAGGAUGCAUUUGUGGAAGAUUACAUCACAACAGCAUUAAUAAGCACACUCAGGAUUAUUGUAAAAGCGAUUGAGAAUAAUAAAAGAAUUUUUACUUUAAAUGGAAAUAUACCAUACAAAAUGAUUGAUUUUGUGAAACGAUGUAUAUCAAUAUUUUUGAAUAAACAAAUAACUGGUAGUACAAAAAUGGAUUUGUGGAAUUUUAAAAAUAAAAAACAAGAAGUGUGGAACGAAUUUAUGAUACAUUACACAAAACUGAUCUUAGAUAACAAUGCUAAAUUUGAUCACGAGUAUACAUAUGAAUUAGAACUAGAUGUUUAUGCGAAAUGUAAAUAUUUACUGGAACACGUGAAAAUAUAUUGUCCCCAACACUAUAUCGACGGAAUAACUAACACAUGGAUCAUAAAACCCACUUCAAGCUGUUCUGGUCACGGCAUUAUGUUAUCUAGAGACUUGUUUACGAUAAAACAAAAAAUCACUGAAGCAGGUGUCUUGAAAAAUAAUUAUAUUCUACAGAAAUAUAUAGAAAGACCCCUUUUGAUUAAUACAUGUAAAAUUGAUUUACGACAAUGGUUUUUAGUGACUAAUAUGAAUCCUAUAGUUGUGUGGAUGUACAAAGAAGGUUACGUCCGUUUUUGUGCAAACAGUUUCUCCAUGAAAAAUAUGCAUGAAUCGAUUCAUCUCAGCAACGUUAGAUUGCAAAUGAAAUAUAGAAAAUAUAGAAAUCCACGAGUGCCCGAAGAGUGCAUGUGGGAUUACAGAGAACUUCAGAAUCAUUUGAGAAAAAUUGGACAAGAAUAUGUAUGGGAUGAAUUGAUAUUUCCCGGAAUGAGCGAGAGUGUUUACGCUGUGUUGCAGUCCUCUAAGGACUCUUCGUUGUACCGCAACAAAACUUUUCAGUUGUUCGGAGCUGAUUUCUUGAUCACGGACAACUUUAUCCCGUAUUUGAUCGAAAUCAAUUCUAUUCCAGGACUGAACCCGUCGACGAGCGUUAUCGCCAACUUAGCGCCUAUGCUCCUUGGUGAUAUCGUAAAAGUGACGGUGGACUUUGAGGAAAACCCGAACGCCGACACUGGGCUGUUUGUCAAGGUUGUUCCGGAAGAGUGUAAACCAACGGCGGUAGUCGUAAUGGAUAAGCCACUGAACUCGUUGGCGGAGGUGACUGAGGCCGCAGAUCCAACAACGUUUGACUCCGGCACGUUCACUACCGGUUACCAUCGCCAGUGGAUGAAAAACAUCAAUAAAAAAUUGGCCGCACUUCGGAUUCGGGUGAACACCCAACAGACACGCAGUUAUUUGAAUAGUAAACAUCAGAAUACUUGA
Myzus persicae (green peach aphid) is the source of this 2229-nucleotide messenger RNA. Its product is annotated as tubulin glycylase 3A-like. Lineage: Eukaryota; Metazoa; Arthropoda; Insecta; Hemiptera; Aphididae. Gene Ontology annotation, biological process: cilium movement; cilium assembly; protein polyglycylation. The record is from RefSeq and is a predicted model, not a curated record. Gene Ontology annotation, cellular component: cilium. Bases 1 to 2229 code for a protein of 742 amino acids. The transcript is spliced from 10 exons. Gene Ontology annotation, molecular function: protein-glycine ligase activity, initiating.